Paramecium octaurelia is the source of this 420-nucleotide messenger RNA. The record is from the annotation of a GenBank genome assembly. NCBI's taxonomy places the organism in Eukaryota, Ciliophora, Oligohymenophorea, Peniculida, Parameciidae.
AUGUUACGAUUUGUUUGGGAGAGUGUGUUGAUGUCUGGAUUGGAAUAAUUUCGUGUUUUAUAGGGAGGAAAAGAAAGGCGCAAAAAAUUAAAAGAAUUUUUAAAUCUUGAUAAAUAAAUCCAGAGCAAAGUAGCGUGUUUUUGUUUAUUGAUUUAGUGUUUAAGUUACCAGGCUAUUAGGAUCAAAAUAGACAACCCCAAAAUGGACUUCAUAUUGCAGAUUUGGAGGACGGAAUCACGGAGGAACAAUUGUAUGUGGAGUUUCGAAAGUUUGGAUAGAUCAGCUUUGUUAAAUUGCACAGGUAUGUGAUGCAGCUAUGUUUAGAUUCCCAUUCAUCGGUAAGUCCAAGCAUUAUGCCUUCAUCUAUUUCUCCUCUUAGGAAGAGGCAAGGAAGGCGAAGGAAGCCAUGAAUUACAAAUA